CUCCCAGCACUUCUUACCUUCCCAUUAUUAUUCUCAAUCUCACAGCAGCCGACUCACUAGCUACACAUAUCCCCCAGAACAGAACACAACAGAAAAAUGAACAGCCUGCCCCCCGCGCAACGACGCCCGCGCCGCCGUCGCGGCAACCCCCGCUGCGGCCCCAUGCCCCCGCGCCGCCUCUCGCCCUCCUCCUACCAGAUCCCGCAGGACCUGAGUCCCUCCCUCCCCGCCAUCCAGCAAACCGCCUGCCCACUAUUCACGCACAUCCCCGCCGAGAUCCGCAACAAGAUCUACUACUACACCCUCGAGUCGUCCUCCUCCUCGUCCUCCUCGUCCUCCUCCACUUCAGAAACUGCAUCAACCACCUACGCCCAGCAAGCCCUCUACUACCGCCCCGGCUUCAAGGCCCCGAAACGCAUCUCGACCGCCCUCCUGCAAACCUGCCAGCAGAUCUACAGCGAGGCCUCGCUCCUCCCGCCGGCCAUCAACCGGCACACCUUCUGGUGCCACCGCCCGCCGCCGCACGUCCGCCACGCCGCCUCCCCGGCCGACUACUUCGCGCGCAUGACGCCCAAGCAGCGCGGCGCCGUGCAGGAGCUCCACUUCUUCACCCAGCAGUAUUUCCUCGAGGACUCGUGGGCGCAGGUCUGGGCGUCCGUCCGGGAGAACGAGGCCUGGCAGGCGCAGAUGCGCAAGGGGAAGCGGAAGCUGGAGGAGGCAAACGCAAACUCUGGCGAGGGGGACCGGGGCGGCGGGGAGGACAACCACCCUGGCGAUCGCUAUCAGGAGAACGGGGUGGAAGGCCGGGGGAGCAAACGACGCGCCGGUCCAGCAUUACCGUCAUUGGGGCUGGAACCCGACGAGACCUCGGAUGUCGGGGUCCUGGCCCCGAAGCGCUUGACCAUCACGCUCAGGCAUACGGAUUGGUGGUUCUGGGAGCAUAAUGAGCCGUUGGGGAUCGAUCCGUUUCGGCCGGGGAGGACGAAGGCGGAGGAGAUGGAGAUGGGUGUUCGUGGGCAGCAGCAGCAGCAGCAGCGGCGGCGGCCGUUGACGGCCUGGGAGGAGGGCAGGGUCUGGGGGAAUCAGUUCAAGCUGUUGCCCAGUUUGGAGGAGUUGGUGAUUGAGUUUGAGACGGUGAUGCGGAAGAGGGACCAGUUGGAUGCGAUUGUGCAGAUGGCGCGGGACUGGCGGUUUCCGUUGGUGGUUGACGAGGAGGAAAACGGGGAGAAGGUGUUUCUGGUCGCGGAGGAAGGGUCGCGGCGCGCGUAUACGUGGAUCGGGGCCAAGGAGGAGAUCUUGCGAGAUGUGGUCAUGGGGGCUGCGAGCAGGGGCGGGAACGGGCAACAAGGAGGUGAUGCUGGUGAUGCUGCUGCGGUCAGGCCGCCGCCGAGGCUGGUGCCGUUCGAUGCGGAACAGGAGUUCAGGACCGCUGCUGCUGCUGCUGCAGCGAGUCAAUCACAAAAAGGCGAGGGGGAUGCUACUGCUGAGCAGAGUGAGCCGAAGAGCAAUGGAGAUUUUGAUCCGGCGACGGAGGAGAAGUUCUACGUCGUCUUUCUAACGUGGCGGAGGCAGCGGAUCAAUUGACCUUGUGGUUUGCGAGAUCUAAUUUGAACAUAAGGCUUGAUCGGGCGACUUUUAUCUGGCGGUCUAUGCCCUUCGGUCACGAUAUCACUUGAAAUUCUUAUGGUGUUGGUAAUGUGUACUUUAUUAAUGAAUCAAGCACAUAUUCAGAUUCAACAGCGGGUGCAACUCAUCUAUCGUUGAAAUUAUCCUUCUUUC
Aspergillus fijiensis CBS 313.89 is the source of this 1779-nucleotide messenger RNA. RefSeq lists its product as uncharacterized. The record is from RefSeq and is a predicted model, not a curated record. NCBI's taxonomy places the organism in Eukaryota, Fungi, Ascomycota, Eurotiomycetes, Eurotiales, Aspergillaceae. Bases 97 to 1584 code for a protein of 495 amino acids. The transcript has a single exon.